This is a messenger RNA of Phragmites australis (common reed), 1956 nucleotides long. Its product is annotated as ethylene-responsive transcription factor RAP2-13-like. The transcript has a single exon. Gene Ontology annotation, biological process: regulation of DNA-templated transcription. The coding region runs from base 640 to 1647 and encodes 335 amino acids. Lineage: Eukaryota; Viridiplantae; Streptophyta; Magnoliopsida; Poales; Poaceae. The record is from RefSeq and is a predicted model, not a curated record. Gene Ontology annotation, molecular function: DNA-binding transcription factor activity; DNA binding.
GGCCGCCAUUCCCCCAAGAGAGACGCCUCAGCCCCCACACCACCCACCCCUCCGAGCACACAAGCCUUCCCUUCCCACGACCCACUCCACUUCCCCGGUGAGGCUGAGCGAUCCACCACCACACACCACGGCGACGACGCGCCACCGCGGACACGGUGGCAACAGGUUUGUUCUCUGAACCCUCUCUGCUCCUCGUACAAGCUAGGCAGGUAAAAGGAAGCCUUUUUCGGGAGCAUUUCUUGCGGGUGUUAUUGGAUCAAGCAAGAACGUGUUCCUGGAAAAAGAUUGGGGCUCUCAUUUCAACCUUUCUUCUUCCUCUUCCUGCUAGUAGGGAGAACAGAGAUCCAGGGAACCUUUUUUCUCUCCUGGAUUCUUGUCUGUGUUUCUAGAACCUUUUGGUUUCUUUUAGCUUCUUUUUCGUUUAACUUCUUUCCUUUUAGCAGCCAUAAAGGGUUGUUUUUACAAUCCCCUUUCAGGCUGCACAAACCAAGCCAACCCAUUGAUCAUCCCUGUUCUUCGCUUUUAUUGAGGAAACAGGCCCCUUUUUUUUCGAAAUUCUCUUUCUUUUUUAAAACAUUUCAGUUGUGCAAAAAAAGAUUCGAUUUUUUUAGUUUUAGUAGUCUUUUGCUCAUCUUCCUAAUGACAGCCAUAGAUUUGUCCACAAACCAGCUGAGCUCCUCCUCCUCGUCCUCCUCAGACCAGGAGCUCAUGAAAGCACUCGAACCUUUUAUCAGGAGUGCUUCUUCGCCCACCUCAUCCACCUCCACCUCUCCCUUCUCCCACCACUCUUACUCCUCUGCGCUGCCUCAAGAUUCGUACUACUUCCCCGCCUCCUCUUACGCCGCGCUCCCACCCCCGCUUGCUCCCACCGCUACCUCCUUCUCGCAGCUCCCGCCUCUGCCGCUCUCCUCCUCGUCGUACGCCUCGCCGGCGGCGUACCCGACACCGGUGAAUGCUGCGACGGGGGCGGGGCUGACCCACCUGGGGCCGGCGCAAUUCCAGCAGAUCCAGGCGCAACUCCUGGUGCAGCAGCAGAGGGGCCUGGCAGCGUCGUUUCUCGGCCCGCGGGCGCAGCCCAUGAAGCAGGCCGGGGCGGCGCCGUCGUCGGCCGUGAAGCUGUACCGCGGCGUGCGACAGCGGCACUGGGGCAAGUGGGUGGCGGAGAUCCGCCUGCCCAGGAACCGGACACGGCUGUGGCUCGGCACCUUCGACUCCGCUGAGGACGCGGCGCUCGCCUACGACAAGGCGGCCUUCCGCCUCCGCGGUGACGCCGCGUGCCUCAACUUCCCCUCCCUCCGCCAGGGCGGCGCGCACCUCGCGGGCCCUCUCGACGCCUCCGUCGAUGCCAAGCUCACCGCCAUCUGCCACAACCUUGCCGCCGCGCCCGCGUCGUCCAAGGGAAGCGCUUCCCCGGACUCGCCCAAGGCCUCACCGUCCACGUCAACCACCACAGAGGGGGACGAGUCGGUGCACUCCGCCGGGUCGCCUCCUCCCCUCCUUCCACCGUCGCAGCAGCAGGAGCCGGCACCGCCGAUCCCGGAGAUGGCGAGCCUGGACUUCACGGAGGCGCUGUGGGACGAGUCCGACGCCUUCCACCUCAACAAGUACCCAUCUUGGGAGAUCGACUGGGAUUCCAUCCUGUCGUGAUCAAGCCAAACAUAGGCUCAAUUAAGCAGUGUAAUUUUCGUCAAUUAUUAUAAUUUAUUAGUUCGCAGCGGCAGCAGUCUGAUGGAAUAUUAGACAUCGGCCGCGGCGGCUGCGAGUAGGGUUUAAGGAGUUCGUCGUACGUAGUGGUCAUCAAGGAGGGUUUAAGCUUUAGUCUUGCUAUAUUUAGUGAUCUCCUGGUUGCUUCGCCGGUUGUUUUUUUCCGGCAAGGCCAGUUGAAGGUGUAAGUGUAAUGUAUUAUGUAACUGUUGGCUACUACUGAAUUUGAAAUUUCUCUAGCCAUUCCAAAUC